AUGAGAGAAGCUAGCACCACACCUCUGACCCACCAGCUGGACAAAGCGCUCAUCCCUCAAAAGUGUCCCGUCCCAGUAUUUGAAUGUUACGACGGAUCUAGCGACCUUGCAGCUCAUCUUCGGUACUAUAAUCGCGUCUUAGCCCGAUGGGAACAAAACAAUGCAGUCCUUUGCAGAUACUUUCCUUCAAGUCUAAAGGGGUCGGCACUAUCUUUGUUUGACAACUUACCGCCCAAUUCCAUCGAUUCUUACAGCCAGCUCUGUGAGAGAUUCUUAAGAACGUACAUGUACAACAAGGAUGUCAACGCCGGGAUGGACAAGCUCUUUUCGCUGGCAAUCGCUUACAAAGAGAUCAGGGAAUAUACAGACAUGUGGCACAAGAUUUGUCAAGCUAUAGGGAACGCAGAUCCAGUGGUUAGCAUAAAUUGUUACAAGUGGGGUUUGGAUAGAAUGAGCCCUCUAUUCUUUGAGAUCCAUGGAAGUGUGCCAACAACCGAAGGAGAUCUUCGAAUCAUCAUCGAGAAGCAUGCCCAUUUGGAAGAAAUUCAGCGAGAAAAUCCAAGGGCUCAAAUGCAGAGAUCGCAUCGGACCAACUCAGCCGAACAAGUCAGCGGAUCCAAAAGGGGUAACUCAGCAGAACGUCCACGCGAAGAUAGCAGAGGACGAAGAGAUGAUCGUCGGCGUGACGAACGGAAAUUCGAAGACCAAGUCUUCACAAAAUUGAAUACCAACUACACUCGCGUCCUACGAGAAAUCAAGGAUCUAGAAGGCGACCUCAAGCAGUAUAUACAAAAGGCAGAUAACGAAGAUAAGACCAAACGAAGCAAGCAAGUUCAACUGCCAGAGGGAAAUCGAACACUCAACACCAUCUCAUGUUCCGAAGCUACAAGACCCUCAUCAACAACACAAAUAGGGAAAAGGUUAAGGAAACAAUUCGAAGACUACUGUGAAUUAUACAAGAUCGAUGGGGUGGAAGUGGACGAACACGAUCAAUGGAUGAACGCGCCUAUGACCUUCGAUGUAGGAGACAUCGAUGACGAUAUGGAAGAUCACAACGACCCCUUGGUCCUCACCUUACCAGUGGAAGGAUGCAACAUCAAGAAGAUCCUCAUUGAUGGAGGGAGUUCAGGGUUCAAUGGGGCACCUACCAAGCCAUUAGGAUACAUUGGUUUGCAAGUAGACGCAGGACCAAUGAAAGUUGAUACUCGAUUCAGUGUAGUGGACGCUCCUUCCCCCUAUAACGCCAUCAUUGGACGAAGAUGGAUGCACAAGCUCAAAGGAGUGGCAGCGACCUAUCACCAGUACCUUGGAUUUCCGAUACCCGAAGGGGUAAUGAAAAUAAAGGGAGAUCAGAUCACCGCUCGGGAACGGAAGGCUCUACAAAAUCAAAUCAACAAUGAACAAGAUGAGCAGCGGAAAUCCCGAAGAGCCCGAAACAAAGAGGCUGCGAAAGAGAAAGCAAUUGAUCUUUAUCUCGAAGAAAUUUCUGGAAGGAGUCUGACAAAGGAGAGCAUCGUUCUAAACGCUAAGGAAGUACUUCGACAGUAA
This is a messenger RNA of Papaver somniferum (opium poppy), 1548 nucleotides long. RefSeq lists its product as uncharacterized. The record is from RefSeq and is a predicted model, not a curated record. The transcript has 3 exons. Lineage: Eukaryota; Viridiplantae; Streptophyta; Magnoliopsida; Ranunculales; Papaveraceae. The coding region runs from base 1 to 1548 and encodes 515 amino acids.